Cynara cardunculus var. scolymus (artichoke) is the source of this 874-nucleotide messenger RNA. RefSeq lists its product as uncharacterized. The transcript is spliced from 6 exons. The record is from RefSeq and is a predicted model, not a curated record. The coding region runs from base 129 to 605 and encodes 158 amino acids. NCBI's taxonomy places the organism in Eukaryota, Viridiplantae, Streptophyta, Magnoliopsida, Asterales, Asteraceae.
CCACGGUUGUCUAUAGAGUUGGCCCGGAACUAACCCACAUAAACUGACCCGAACCCGUCAUUAUUUUGGAGUAGCACUUAUUCCGAUAGUAGGCUUCCGUCGUGAAAUUGAACGUCUGUGUGAUUUAGAUGGGGACUCGAGAGGUGUAUGAAGAGAAGCUGCGAAGGGGGAAUCUGUAUCACGAACCCACCAUCAAACCUGGUCUCGGCACUCCUCGCUGCCCUCGUUGUCUCUCUCUCCUAGACUCACACUCGGAUAAAGGAGAAUGGACUAUUACACCAGUGUUACAUGACGCCACCGCUGUGGCUGGCUGCGGUUUAGGUGGAAUGCUUAGUGCCUUUUAUGGUCUGAACACAGGAAUGCCAUAUCUUCAGAAACAUGUCAAAGGACCAAAGUGGCUUCCAUUCGUUAUAGGGAUUCCCCCAUUGCUAAUGUUUUCUGCUGCCAGCGCUGCGUUGGGAGGAUAUGGGCUCCCAAACUUCACUCAACUCAGUGUGACAUCGUAUUAUGCUGCAUCAAGUGCCUCACAUCAUGGUAUUUCGUUGGUGACUAGAUACAUUGAAGACACCUAUAUGAAUCGUUCGGAUCAACAAAGGCUUCGGUGAUUAGUUGCUGGUGCACAACUCAGAUUCCAGCUUGUUCUGCUAUCUGAUGGAAACCUGAUCCUUUUUGUCCCGUCUAGUGUAUAGAUAUCUAGUCAGUUUUGUUUAUUAUGUUCGUCCUUUUGCUUAUAGUCUUUCUGAUGCUUGAAAGUACCAUGAAGAUAUGUAUGAUGCACUGUUUUAACCAAGAAUUCAGAGGCUUACAAUUAUGAAAUAAUCGAAUGAUGGAAUUGAUAUCAAUUUUAUUCAAUACUUUACAUGUUUGGCCCUAA